GACACCUUUCACUUAAUUUUCUCCACUAGCUAGCUUUCCUUUUUUCUUUUGUUCCUCCCAAGAAGAAAAUAGCCCAUCAUUAAAUAUUUCUGGGUUUUUCCUCCUAAAGAAUUCUCAUUCAUCAAAACCCUCUUUUAAGGAUUUGCUUUUCUUCCCAAUCUGCAUGUAGAGGAUCCAAUCAAACCAAAAGUAAUGUCUUGGGAACCCAUUCUUUGGUUGAUAUUUUUAGCCAUUAACAUUGCCCUUAUUUCAUUACUCAUCUAUCAGAUCGUUUGCUUAACAGAUUUGGAAGCUGAUUAUAUGAACCCUUAUGAGUCUUCAUCUCGUAUCAACUCUGUUGUCCUUAAAGAGUAUAGCUUACAUGGUGCAUUCUGCAUCCUAUUCCUUCUCACAGGGCAUUGGUUUAUCUUCUUGCUAACACUUCUUCCUGCUUACUAUAAUGUGAGAAAAUUCUUAAGCCGGCAGCAUCUAAUUGACGUGACCGAAGUUUUUAGGUUCAUUGAGUCUGAGAAGAAGAUUCGGAUAUUGAAGCUGGGUUUCUACUUGGUCCUCUUCGUGCUAGUGCUUGUCAGUCUGGUCCUAUCUUUUAUCAACGCACUAGUCGAUGAAGAUGAAGCUAUUGAUUUUGGUUCUUUACCAUUGCCUAGUUUCUUUUGAUGUAUAUUUUCCAGUUCUUGGUCGAGAUAGCUGAGGUCUGAUGAACCAACAUAGCCCUGGAAAUUCUCUACUUGAACUGUGAGCUAACUUGUUUACUGUUGAUUCUAUCUGGUUAAUUUUUCAGCAAACCGUGUCAGGGUUGACUUUUGGCCGUCUUUUUAUCAUUACAUUAUUCACCAUCACUUUUUCUAUCAGUUUCAUGCACUUGUGCUUUUAGUUGUGGCAGUUGAAUGUCCACAAGAGCUAUGCCACUUUGUAAAUGUCCUGUAGACUUGUAAUAGAAACCUCAUUUUGUCUCCCAGAUUGGAGAUUUUUUUUUUUUUAUAGCAAUGUUUAGCAUGAAGUAGUUAAGUUAGUGCAGAAGGCCCUGUGUCCUACUGAAAUCUUCAGCUAUUCUGUUAGAAAGAAAUGGUGAGGUACAGUUGGUUGUGUUAUGACUAAUGUGUGAUAAAAGACUCUUUAUCCUCGGACUGUUGUUACUAUCUUGUUACUAAUCAUAAUUGAAAAUACUAUAUUGAUCAUUUUGAUA
Molecule: messenger RNA, 1186 nt
Organism: Solanum pennellii
Lineage: Eukaryota; Viridiplantae; Streptophyta; Magnoliopsida; Solanales; Solanaceae
Product: protein cornichon homolog 1
Exons: 4
Coding region: 193-657 (154 amino acids)
Biological process (GO): vesicle-mediated transport
Source: RefSeq, a predicted model, not a curated record